Messenger RNA from Spodoptera littoralis (African cotton leafworm), 1122 nucleotides. The record is from the annotation of a GenBank genome assembly. NCBI's taxonomy places the organism in Eukaryota, Metazoa, Arthropoda, Insecta, Lepidoptera, Noctuidae.
AUGGCCUGGACAGGUUACCAGAAGUUCCUAGCUGCUAUGCUAGUAGUUACGGGGUCCAUUAACUCCCUGAGUACCAAAUGGGCUGACAAAUUGCAAGCCAAGGGCUCUGAUGGACAGAUACGUGAAUUUGAACAUCCGUUCCUUCAGGCGGCGGCCAUGUUUCUCGGAGAGAUGCUGUGCCUGCUGACAUUUAAGCUGAUCUACUAUAAGACGAAGAAUACUGGAGGGCAUGCUCUUACCAAUGGCAAUCAGAACUUCAACCCGUUCAUCCUAAUGCCGGCUGCAAUGUUUGACUUGAUUGGAACGUCGAUCAUGUACAUCGGUUUGACGCUGACCUACGUGAGCAGCUUCCAAAUGUUCAGAGGGUCUAUCAUCAUAUUUGUUGCCGUGCUGUCCAUGACUUUCCUGGACAGAAGAAUAAUACGACGCGAGUGGGCUGGCAUUGGGUUCGUUAUCAUUGGUCUAAUAGUGGUUGGUGUAACGGAUGCCCUGUACCAAUCAGCUGGCGAGGCCAAAGGUAGGAACAGCCUAAUCACCGGAGACCUGCUCAUCAUCGUCGCCCAAGUAAUCUCAGCCUGCCAAAUGGUGUACGAAGAGAAAUACGUCGCUGGUCUUAACAUUCCACCUCUGCAAGCUGUAGGAUGGGAAGGUGUCUUCGGUUUCUCGGUACUGUCUUCGCUCCUGGUCGUGUUCUACUGGACUCCUGCCCCUCCUCACUUUGGCAACAAUGCUCGAGGCACCGUCGAAGAUGCUAUUGAUGGACUGGUACAAAUCGGCAACAACCCCCUGAUCUUGGUAGCAACUUUGGGCACUAUCAUUUCUAUUGCGUUCUUCAACUUUGCCGGUAUCAGCGUCACCAAGGAAAUGUCGGCUACUACUCGAAUGGUCCUGGAUUCUAUCAGAACGUUCGUGAUUUGGAUGGUGUCUCUGGCGGUGAGGUGGCAAACUUUCCACUGGCAGCAUCUGAUCGGGUUUGCCAUCCUGAUCUUUGGCUUGUGCGAAUACAAUGGCGUUGUACCUCGAUGCCGUCGCGCCACUCCAGAGCCUCUCGCUGACGAUGCCGAGAGCCAGGCCGUCGUCACCGAGCCUGAACCGACAGAUCACGAUACAGAGGAACAAUAG